Messenger RNA from Cadophora gregata, 1107 nucleotides. RefSeq lists its product as uncharacterized. The transcript has 3 exons. Bases 1 to 1107 code for a protein of 368 amino acids. Gene Ontology annotation, molecular function: cysteine-type deubiquitinase activity. NCBI's taxonomy places the organism in Eukaryota, Fungi, Ascomycota, Leotiomycetes, Helotiales, Ploettnerulaceae. Gene Ontology annotation, biological process: protein deubiquitination. The record is from RefSeq and is a predicted model, not a curated record.
AUGGGUCGCACCAUGCGUGAAGCCUCCCCUAUCGAAUUCCCUGAACUCGCUGAGUGGGGUCUAAAGGCAAGAAAUGUCGAAGGAGACGGCAACUGUCUCUUCCGAGCGCUGUCCGAUCAAUUGUACGGACACCAAGAUAUGCACAAGCGGAUACGUGCAAAGGUAAUCAGAUACAUGGAAGAAAAUCGGGAGGACUACAAGCCGUUCCACAAUGUGGAUGCGGAACGAGGUGCGAGACGCAAUGAACUGCGCAGCACUAGGAAAAAGGGCUCCACCACAAUGCCUUCACCGGCCGAGCUAGAGGAAUCAUGGUUGAACUACCUCGAGGACUUGCGCCAACUCGGAACGUGGGCGAGCCAACUGGAGGUCCGGGCAUUCGCCAAAACCUACGACAUGGACGUCAAAAUUCACCUAGACGGCACUACCCACGGCCACCACGACUGCUUCCAAGCCGAUGACGACCCAAAGGCCAAGCCACGAAGAAGGCUUCAUCUGGCAUUCAAAAAUCAGCAUUACCAAUCGGUCAGGAACAUACAAGGUCCUCACACUGGACCAGCUAAGACCUUGCCAUUUGGAGACCUGACCUACAGGGAACGUCUGGAAAGGUAUGAAUCUGAUGAAACUUCCUCGUCUGAGGACAACUCCGCCAAUCCAGGCACCUCGACAACCUUGCCCACGCCGCCAAGAACACCGGGCAUUGCACACAAUCCCCUCGCAUUUAUGGAGGGCUGGAGUGACUCGGAGGAUGAGACGGAAAAGAAGCCGGUUGCUAAAGGACCAGCUCUUAAUGCGGCUGCUGCUAAGAGGUCGACACCGCCGCCAUGCCAGAAUCCAGAACUUCAAGCUCUUUUCUCGGACUCGGAACCAGAGGAGGAGAAGAUAUCGGUGGUCAAGAAGCCGGUGAAGAAGGAGAAGAAGGAGGAGAAAGAGGAGAAGGAGGACCGUAAGCGGUCGGCUUCGCCCUCACCAAGCCCGACACCAAGUAGGAAGCGCCGCCACAGCGGUCUUUCCUUCUUGGGCUCCGAUUCAGAAUCCUCGGAUGAAGAGACUUGGGGAGGGGGAAUAAUCAGUGCCGCUAACAAAAGCAAGCGCACUAAGCUUCGCUGA